Molecule: messenger RNA, 687 nt
Organism: Echinops telfairi (small Madagascar hedgehog)
Lineage: Eukaryota; Metazoa; Chordata; Mammalia; Afrosoricida; Tenrecidae
Gene: THEM4
Product: thioesterase superfamily member 4
Exons: 5
Coding region: 1-687 (228 amino acids)
Source: RefSeq, a predicted model, not a curated record
AUGGUGGGCAGCCAGCGCUGCGAAGCUCCAUCUGCGGUACAUAACAAGCAAGUCAGCUGUUUCUGGAGGUUGUUUUCUUCCGAAGAAGUCUCUCUAAAGGACCAUGCUCUCCCCAAGCCCAGCUGGAUUAAAGAAUUCAGGCUCCUCUUUGACCAGUUCAUGAAGAAAUGUGAAGAUGGCUCCUGGGAACGCUUGCCUUCAUACCGCUAUCCAACCCUAAACAUCCAGAACUUGGAAACCAGUUUUACUGGCAAGCACAGCCACUCGCCUAUCAAAGGUGCAGUGGUUAGGGAAGAAGACCUGCUAGAGCAGGCCAGGCUCUUCACCAGAAGCUUUGAGGAUGGCCUGGGCUUUGAAUAUGUGAUGUUCUACAACGAUCAUGAAAAAAGAAUCGUUUGUUUGUUUCAAGGAGGUCCUUACCUGCAAGGACCACCUGGAUUUAUGCACGGAGGGGCCAUUUCAACCCUGAUUGAUGCUACACUGGGUAUGAAUGCAAUGAUAGUUGGGGGACUUAUCAUGACUGGCAAUCUCAACAUCAACUUCCGAAGACGCCCCAAGCGAACAGCCGCUAACACCAACCCUCCUGGACAGCCUGCUGGAAACUGCUCCAGGAACCUGGGCCUGGCCCCCGACGCGUGGGCACAGAAGGCCCCUGAGAAAGCUGCAGCAACAUUCUGUGCCCCGUAA